This is a messenger RNA of Pocillopora meandrina, 5621 nucleotides long. The record is from the annotation of a GenBank genome assembly. NCBI's taxonomy places the organism in Eukaryota, Metazoa, Cnidaria, Anthozoa, Scleractinia, Pocilloporidae.
GGCAAUCGUCUGGUGCCACCUUCAGACAUGAAAGGUACUAUGAUUAUAAUUUUUAAUGAUUAAUUAAUCAAAAUGCGAUUUGAUCUGUUAUAUUAUCGGAGCAGGCGCGUUAGUAACUCUCACUUCUCCUCCGGGUAAAAUCCCCCGAUAGUAUUGAUUGAUAAUAUCAAUCAAAUGCUCAAUUCCACAUUAAAUUUCAGAUCUAAAGCCCAAUUUAGUGUCAUGAGGAGCGCUUUCUUAUUGAAUGUGUACAGUAAAUUGGGAUUUCCUUUGCUUUUCUUCACUUCGUGAUUGGUUCCAAAAAUUCGCCCCUCCUUCUCAACCAGUCAGAUACAACAAAACGGAUGCCAAUCGUAAACUAGUUGCUAACGUUUCCCUGCGUGAGAGUCCAUUUACAAUAAUUCUCUCAUUAGUGCAUUGUAAUAUUGUCCUUUAUUCUGAUAGGCCGUUCCCACAGGUUCUAGUUCUACGACGCGCAGUAGAAAAGCGCUCCAAUGCUUGAAACUAGGUGCAUUGUCGAUAAAAGGCGCACAGCAGUUUAUUUUAAGCAAUGCUGUGUAUUUAAAGACUUCGUGGCGAUAAUCUGAUUUCUCCGUCAUCUUUAACUUCUCCACUGCCUUAAGUUAUUAUGUUGGAAUGUUCUUUGCAGUUCAAUUCUUUACAAAUUUGAUCUCCCUCUUUAAAAUGUUAGUAUUUUGUUUACAGUUCGUUCAGACAGCGAGGACCUUUCCCCAGGUGAAUUCUCUCCCCGGGCACCUGUGCAUUCUACGGCCAAGAAAGGCUCAGCAGGAGUCCGAGCACCCAAAGAGCCUGGUGGACUGGGGAGAGCUUUCGAUUUAGGUGAGUGACAAUGUAUGUCAGUGCAGGUUAGACUAAUUCUAAGCUCAGAAAACGGACGCCGCUCUCUCAGCCAAUGAGAUGCAAAGCUAAAGGUUCGCGUGUUUACCUGUACUUGACGCCAGGUUGGUAUGUGUUGUGCGUUAUUUACUUCUGGCUUCUUGUGAUAUUUGCAUUUCCGGUCACUGUUAUUACCAGGAUUUUGGUUGUACAACUCACAGUUGAAAAGCGCUCAAAUACUAAUUUAGUACAAAUUUGUCAACGUUCUUUUACGAAUGCUGCGAUCUGCUUAGUUAAGCCACUCGCUAUCUAUUCCAUGAUAGAUUGUGAGUCAGGUGAUUUGCCCGACAGGUUGCAGUUGUAAACAGAAUGAACCAUAACCAUAAGCCUAUCUUGUUCUUAAGCGUUUAAUGACCAGUAGAUUUGUACUAAAACAACUAGAUUACUCCCUCUCGAUUUCUAUGCGUGAUAGUUGAUAAGGGCUUCGUCUUCGUCAAAUAACACGCGAUAGAAAUCUCGAGCUCAUCUAACUGUUCAGUAUAAAUAUUGGUAAAGGUAUUGUGAAGUUUCUUUCGGGGCUAAUUACGUAUUCUUAUAAUAUUUUGUAGCGGACAUCUCAUCUGAUGAAAGUUCUUCCGAGGAUGUGCAAGGAACCUUUUUGUAUUUAAAGAAGAAAGCUGAACUUCGUAACAGGUGAGAAAGUCACACAUUAGACAGUCCUGCACUAUUAUAAAAAGGCACUAUCACUAAAACUGGAAAAUUAGUAUUCAGGUUACCAGGAUAGGGUUUAGCUAAGCUCUGGUGCCUCUGAGAAUAGAAUUUGAUGAAAAGUUGUGUUGGUUCUGUACCUUCAUCAGCAUCACAGAACAGUUCCUAUUUAAUUUGAGAGCGUAAUCCGGCGCUCAAGGCAGUCUUGGCGCCGCGUGAACUUUUGGGAGCGAGGCACUCGGAAAAGCGAGUCGAGACUUUUUCUCCGAUUUUUAUUGAUUUGCGCGAGAAUUCAAGUUGGGAAGAAAAGGACUGGUCAACAAGUUUGGACUAAAAAGUUCGUGCUUUUUCUUGCAGUGAAUUGAAAAGCCGCAUUGUGCAGGAAGGAGAUGCUAUAACAAGGGCAAAGGAGUUCUUACGACGACAACGGCGCUCUGUGCAACGAAGACAAGUAAGCAGAAUUUUAGAUUAGGGUUAAACGAGUACGAUUCACCUCCACCUGAUGAUAUCUUUAAUAGAUGCACUCAACAAUUUUCAAAAACUUCAUUGAUUUAUUAUGAACAUAUCACAAUUUCUUCAUGUAAAAGAAGAAAGAUUUACGGAAAGCUUCCCGCAAUGACCCUUGAUCUCGAGUAUCAAGUUAUACAGGUGUAGGAUAAUGUCUUUGUUCCAUGCUAGAUUACGACUUUUAACGAAACUAUGUAAUUUAAAUGGUGCCAGUUGGAUUCCUUACCUGUAACCCACGGUGGAAAAGCGUCUUAUUAAGAGAGAUAAAGAACACAGCUAGUCACCUCGUAUUGCGAUAACAUACGAUAAAUGGGCCAAUUCUGAUCCGAUUACAGACUGUAUUUCUUUACGUAGCAAGGGUUUUCCUCCUCAUCAGGUCGCUUUAGAAGACGCUCGGAAAGAAUGGACAAAUGAUGUGUCGCGGAACAUUUCACGAGGAAAGGUUUGUUUUAACAUGCAUAACUCAAACUACUCUGGAGUGGUGAGAAUAAUUCAGGAGAGUUUUAUACGUUGACUCCUCUUUCUCCUUUUGCAGCCGCUGUCCAGUCGUAAUGCUAAUUUUUUGGAAGAUGUAAGAACACGCUUAGACGAGGUAAAGACGGUUUUUCUUUUAGAUUAAAACUCUGGAAAGUACUCUACCAUUUUCCGUCGCGCCUGGACUCCUUCUCUUUCUCCUUUUCCCUUUUGAGGAGGACCAUAGGAAAAGAUUUUUGGAAAACUCGAGGGUAGUUUUCCAGUAAGUGUCGAAAGUCGCAGGGUGUUAAUUUGGUUUUCACUCCAUUGCGCCCUUUGAUUGGUCAAGAAAUAUCACACUACCCUCAGCAAGUAGCGACUGGUUCCUUUUGAUGGUUUCCUUUGCUCUGUAAGGUCUUUUUGAUUACUUUCGCUUUGGUUCUUUAGCACCCGAUUUAAGAUGCAUUCCAUGAGGGUGUUUACUUGCCUAGAAUUGGCAAACUGACCGAUUGUGGUACAUAUGAUUCUUAUACAGCACGGCCAGAUGUGUUCUUGUCUCCAUGCACUCUUGUUCAUUUAGGAGCCUUACACUGUUGAUAUUUUGUUGUUUCCCAGGAGGAAGCGGAGCUUGGAGUGGUAAUGGACAACAUGACCGCUGGCCAAGAACUGCUGAGACAGAAGGAAGAUAGGCUCAGGGUUUUGGAGAAUGCCUUGUUAGGCGGAAUGGUAAGCUAUUAUCGUUGCUAUUAUACUCGAAAUUAUCUUGCUUGAAAUUGAUGGGUUUUAAGUAAUUUCGCGAUGCGCAUCAAGUGCCAAAUUCUCUCAACUAACGUGAAUAGUACUACCCUCUUUAAGUGUUACGAAUGUUUUCUUUUUGAUUUACAGUCAACGGCCUCGGACUCAGAAGACACGUUCCUUGGGUAUUCCAAAAACGCUCGCCCAACAAGAGACAGGCACCGUCCUCGGAAAACGCCGCGUAAGACUCUUGAUGAUGACGACAGCAGCGGCAUCAGCAGUAGCGACUAUGGUGACGUCAUAAGCGGAAACGUAAGAAGAAGUGACGUCAAGAUGGGCAGCAGACAGCCGAAAAUGGCCCUUCCCAGAAACCUGAGGAAACCCUCCACUGGUGAAGACAGCUCCGAAGCUGUUCAUUACUCUUUGCAGCAGAUAAACACGGACUUGGCGCGAAUUUUAACGUUACUUCAAUCUCGUACACCAUCCUUUACUUACCCAAGUGUCACGCCGGCCCCCUUCAGGGCUAAGCAUGUCACGCAGCCGUUUCCUGAUGCCCUCAGGGAGCCGCUUGCCGCGCCUGUUUAUCCUGAAGGAAGUCGGGUCAGUCAAGCCCAGGCCCCUUAUCAGUCUGGCACAACAACAGAACCUUAUCGUUCGAGAGGUGCUGGUGUUCCUGUGGUUCCCACCGGAGGUCCUGCGGUACCCAGCCGUCAAGGACAAACUAGUACUUUGUGAGCUUUUUCGACGAUUUCUUUUAAGAGGGGUCGUUGUCCCUGGUAUAUCAUAGCAUAGACCGGUAUAUCGUAGCCAAGGCCAUGCUUCCUUUGUUACAAGUUUUGCCAGUAUUGGACCAGUAUUCUGUAUGAUGGAGCCGCAAUACUCCCAGUUGCUUUAUGCUAAGCAAAUCAAGAAGCGCCACAAUACAAUAACGGUUUACCUAAAAUGUGGCGGGCUUGCUUGAGGUUAAAUAACUAUUGCAGUUGGAUUUACCUGUGUGUCAUUCUCUUUUAAAUUACCAUACAUAUGCUUAUUUCCUUUUCUACUUGAUCGAUCGGAUUGAAAGUCUUACUCAGGACACCAUUAAGAUUAAAAUUUCACGAGUGCCGUAGACAUUAGAAAGCUUAGAUCUAAUUCACCUGUUUUAUCGUUUGCCACAGCAAUCCUUUGAAUAGCGCCCCUCCGCAAUUCCAGGCUCCGUACAGAAACCAAGAGAGCACUGAGUCACAACUGGAAAGGAAAUGGAGAUCCUACUUUGGAGGUGACGUUCACAUCUUGACUAAACAGCAACGAUUUUAAAAACAUUGAAGAAUAUAAAUGGCUUAAUUUGAGUGCUAACGUAUUUUUAUCUCCAUUCGCAUGAUUAUAUCGUAGAGAACACCAUGCCAUUUUAUUUCCUAUUUCAGAUCAGUCACGUGACUCGCCAGCCUCACUUUCUCUCGGACCUACCAUUAGUCUGUCGGGGUCAAGGUACGUAAAAUGAUGCACUUUCUUUUUAUAGUCUGAGCUGGGUGUCGCAAGGAAAUCCGAGAGUGGUUUUUUUUUUUAAUUUUGGCUACGCUAACAACACAACUGUAUUAUUUUUCUAAUUUUGGUUGGACGACACCCAAAUGAAUAGGCUGUCAUUCUCUCUAAGAUUUCUUCUUCUUUUAUUGAUUUACCCUUAAAAGGGAGCCAGCAACCGUGAAGGUCUGGACCUCGGAGAAGGAGUUAAGCACCGCUGAGCGAUUGCAGUCUCAUGCCGAGUGGCUUCGUAAUUUUCGGCGCGAGGCAGGGCUGCAUGUUAAUAACGCAAGGGGGCUGGAAGACAGAGCAGUUUCGUAUCCUUUUUCCGUUUUUAACUUAGUUUUUUUUUCAGGCCUAUAUAUUAACUCGGUGGGCUAUAAUAGCGUUAAAUACUAGAAAUCGCGCCUCAGUUUGUUCUUAUACAUAGUAAAAAAAUUACUUUUCGAGUAAUUUCGUAAUUGACGGGACAAAUUGCAGGAACGAAUGAAAAGGAGCAAAGAAUUCAUCCUUAACUCGUUCCUAGAUUCCCCACUAGCCAAGGAUCAGCGCGAGAUUUUCCGCCAGGGAUGUCAAGUGGUCGUUCGUCAUCAUUCAGGCCUCCUCGGCUAACGCUUAAUGAAAAUAAUGAAAUUCGUUGGGUUUGAUUGCAGUUCUACAAAAGCGUUAUCAAGUUCCUAGCGGUGCUGAGUUUCAAAGGAGUACGUUUAACGCAAGAAAAUUCUGGAAGAAAUUUUAAUGAAAAAACUGAUGCUUGCGUUAUAGAGGCAGACUUAACGAUGUCUGAGGAAUUGACGAUUUUGUGAAAGGUGGUUUUUGUGUGUGAUUAGGGUUUACACUCGUGAUUGCAAGGAAUCUGAUUAAAGCAGUUGAAAAAGUUC